AAUCCUUUUCUGUUUAAUCCCACGAAUUCAUAAUUUCCCCUCAAAUUUGAAAUUACCUAAAUUGAAACGAUUAACGUGCCAACAUCUUUGAAAUUAAAUUUAAAGCUCUAACUAUUGUCUCGUAAUGGGGACUAACGAAGAAUGUAACAAUCAAUCUCCAAAAGCAAAUCAUUUAAAAAUCCUGAAAAACGCUUUCGGAUACAAUUUCUUCGAGAGAAAACAAUGGGAUGCCAUACGUUCAAUAAUAUUUGAGAAAAAAGAUAUAUUUAUAAACGCUGGAGUAAGUUUCGGAAAGUGUCUCGUUUACCAGUUCCCUCCAGUGUUUCUCAAAAAAACCGCAAUCGUCAUUUUACCUACGAUCGCUUUAAUUAAACAUCGAAUUUCAUCAAUUGAUCAAAAGCAAAUUAAUACUGUCUUAUUUGAUCCGACUCAACGUUUGGGUUCACAUGCAGAUUUCAAAGAAAAAUUAUCAAAAUGUCGAUUAAUUUACAUGAAAGCUGAACAUUUUAAUUUCUUCUAUAGAAAAUACCUUGACAUAGUCAGGAAGAAUGUCUGUAUCGUUGCAAUUGAAGAUUGCCAUGUCAUGGAAAAAGACGAAACAAUAAGCUUAGGAUCACUAGAGAGAGUAAAAGAUAUAUUCCCUAAUGUGCCUGUAAUUUACGUCACAAAAGCAGUAACCAAAGAAACCCAAACAACUAUCAUCAAGUCAUUAAAACUUGUUUGUCCUUUAGUUGUGAAGACAAACAUUAAUCGACCCAAUUUGGAAUUUUCAGUGCGAUCUAUUAAUAACAGUAUUUUCGAAUAUGACAUAAAGGAAUACUUGAAUAGUGUAACCAAUGGAUGCAUCAUCAUUUUCAUCUCAACUGACUGGUGCGAACAAAAAUUUUACAGCAGUGCUGGUUUCAGACCAGACAUUUAUUUGGAUACACUCGACAAAUCUUCAAAACAGAGAAUAUUGAAUGAUUUCACAACAGGGAAAUGUAAGGUUCUUGUUACAAGAGUAAGUCCAUUGAAUCUGGAAUUCUAUCGAAGUGACUUACGCUUGUUAAUUCAUUAUGAAUAUUCAAAUAUAGACCUCGAAAAUUAUUAUCGUGAGUGCUUGUUGGCUGGUCUUGAUGGAAAUCCCUCAAAGUGUAUUAUUUUCAAGAAAUUCGAAUGUCUACGUCUGGAACAAAUAACUCCCAAAGACACUUUGAGAACUUAUUUAAAUAUUAAAGAUUGUCGCCGAAAAUUAACUCUAAGACAUUUUGGUUCAAUUGAGAGAUUUCCUACUUUGGAAUCAUGUUGUGAUAAUUGCCAAACCAUUCUAAAUGAUAAGAUUCCGCCCUUCAAAAUUUACAAAGAUAUUGAUGAGAAAGGAUUUCUUAACAUAUCGGUGGAUGCUCGAAUUCUUAUGAAACUUAUAAAUGCAUAUAAAGGCAAAGGGAUCAAAUAUCCAAUCGUCGAUUUCUUAGUUGGAGAUGUUCCAAAAAAGCAUUCUAAAUAUCAUCCUUUGUCAUUGUUCGCUUCAGGCAAGAAUAAGAGUGAAAAUUGGUGGCUCAAUCUCAUUGAACAAUUACUUUUGAAUGACAUGAUCUUUGAAGAAAAAAUCUUACAAAACAUUCAAAUUGUGGAAAACGCACAGAAUCAGGAAGAAAAUGAGUUGAAUGUGUCAACUGAUGAAGAUGCUUGGGAAGAUUUAGAAGAUUUUGAAGGUGGUUAUGGGAUAGAAGUGAAUUGGCAAUGCUUUUUAAGACUUUCGAAAAAAGGCAAGCGAUUCUUAGAAUUUAAAACAUGCAAGCUUAAUAUGAAACCAAAUCAGAAGAUGCUUUCUUAUCUGCCAAAAACUGAUCAAGAAUAUUUCAUCGAGCAAGGAUCAAUCAAAAGUAAAAAAAGGGAAGUUUCAGAAUAAUUUAAUGUUUCAUAAAAUUUUCAAACAGAUUUUUUUUAUAUUGUUGUAGUGAAAAGUAGGAAUGGAGAAGUUACUUAGAAUAGAAGAAUAAAUGAAGUUUUUAUAAACUUGAAAAUGUUUCAUUUCAAAACCUUUAGGUGAAAAAAAAUUAUUUUUG
Molecule: messenger RNA, 2048 nt
Organism: Clunio marinus
Lineage: Eukaryota; Metazoa; Arthropoda; Insecta; Diptera; Chironomidae
Source: the annotation of a GenBank genome assembly